This is a messenger RNA of Umbelopsis ramanniana AG, 930 nucleotides long. RefSeq lists its product as uncharacterized. The transcript has 3 exons. Bases 111 to 788 code for a protein of 225 amino acids. The record is from RefSeq and is a predicted model, not a curated record. Lineage: Eukaryota; Fungi; Mucoromycota; Umbelopsidomycetes; Umbelopsidales; Umbelopsidaceae. Gene Ontology annotation, molecular function: beta-phosphoglucomutase activity; sugar-phosphatase activity.
GUAUUGAUCCCUCGGUUAAACUGUAUUUGGAAGUGUGACAGCGUUGGUGUAUUUAACGACAGGGUCCUGCCGGUUGCUGUCAUAUUCCCCAGCUACACAUCAUUAGAAUAAUGACAUCCAAUCGCAAGACCUUAAUAACGAAAUGCGUCCUUUUUGACAUGGACGGUACCCUCAUUGACACCACCCCUCUUGUUGAAAAGCACUGGAAAAGUUAUGCUGAAGAACAUGGUUUGGACGCUCAGAAGAUUUUAGAAAUGUCUCAUGGUCGUCGAACUAUUGAUACUUUGAAAUAUUGGACACCACACCAUGCCACGCCAGAGAUCGCUGACAUGUAUGAACGUAAACUUACUCUAGAAUCCGAGGGUGUAUCCAUUCUUCCAGGUGUUCCCAACCUCCUCUCCGCCCUUCCCCAUGACAAAUAUGGAAUUUGUACAUCCGCAAAGUCCUAUAUGGCCGAAGCCCGCUUGCAACAAUGCAACAUGGCCAUUCCCAAGGCUCUGAUUACAGCCGAUAGAGUAGAGCAUGGAAAGCCUGAUCCUGAAGGGUACAUUCGAACCGGUCAGAUGCUGGGCUUUAGUGGAGCGGACUGUGUGGUUGUGGAGGAUGCCCCAGCUGGCGUGGAGGCUGCUAAAAGAGCGGGAAUGCAUAGCAUUGCUUGCUUGACCACCCACUCUCUCGAGCAAUUGAAAGAAGCUGGCGCUGACUUCAUUGUUAACGAUCUUGGGGAUGUGGACGUUGUUGUUCUCGGCGAUGGUCGCCUUGAAUUCACUAUUACUAAUCCAUUGUAAUAGAGCUAUAUAUUUUGUUCAUUUAAAUAGAAAAGAAAACUGCCAUAACAUCCGUUCAACACCGAGAAAAGGCUUAGACAAAAUAAAGCGCAGUUGUCAACGUGAGUCAAAGCGGAAGGGCCAUUUGGUUCUUGUUCCCGCG